AUGUAUUCGGCUGGGAGUGUGGAGGCAACGUUCAUUGCGAACGGUAAGGCCUAUGGUUAUACUGGAGAGAGUCUGCGGAGUUACGUGGAGAGCAGGCGGGUCGAGCAUGCCGAGCAGAUCCAGAAGAGUGAAGAGCGCAAGGCUCGAAUGGAAGAGAGAGACAGUACCAGGCAGCAAACAGAGUUGCUGGACAAGAUAACGAAGUUAGAGGCGAAAGUCGAGUUAGCGGCUCAACAAGAUGACACAGCGAGCAGUGUGUCUGCGGAGAGCGCUCAGGGGCUGAGAGCCAAACCGAUAAAAAUUCCGAAAUAUGAUGCAAAGCAGACGGUGGAAAGCUACUUGGAGCUAUUUGAAGACGUGGCCAACCAAAAUCAGUACGAAGUUGAGGAGCUACUGAUACGCCUACGAGUGGCCCUGGCGGGGAGUAAGCUGGAAAGUGCCUGCUAUGGUUGUGAAACCUUUGCCGAUGCCAAGCGUGAGCUGUUGACGGCAUUUGGCAAGACGGCGGACAAAGCCUGGCAAGCCCUCAUCGCUAACACCCAGAAGGCAGACGAGAGCUUUUACCAAUUUGUCGUGCGAGUAAGUCGGGACACUGAGAAGUGGCGAAAGCUCGCAAUGCCAAAGUCUGAGGACAGUCAUCGCGGUGGACGCGAUGAGAGUGGGCUAUUUGCAGCCAUGGUACGGCAAGUGAUAUUGGAGGCGAUAGGUCCAGAUAUGAAAGCAUUCAUGAUCGAAAAAAGGUGCUACGAGAAGGACCUGAAGGCAUUCACUGAGGACGGCAUGGCCUACCAAACCGCCCAUGGCCGUAAGUCACUGAAGGUGAAGUCACCUGAGACGCAUUACAUCACACCUCAACAUAGUGCCCAGUGCUUGGGAGUUUCCGUCGAAGGUGCUGAGAAGGAGCUUGCUACGCUUGCGCCGGUGGAACGCAGAUGGUUUGUAGCCAGGGAGAGGCUGUGUUACAAUUGUCUGAGAGUGGGCCAUCAGGUCAAGGAAUGUCAGUCUAAGACAAGGUGCAAAUGCGGCUCCAAACACCACCCGCUGCUGCACUGGCCAUCCGAAACUAAGCCGCCUAGGGGCACGGACAGCGAGGGUAUCAGAACGUAUAGCUGUACAACGUCCGCCGGUGUACACCUCAUGACUGGAGUGGCAGAGGUGUGUGGAUCAAAACGAGCUCGUGUCAGGGUAUUCAUUGACCCAGGAUCGCAGGCUUCGUUUAUUUCUGCCUCCCUAGCGUCAGCAAUUCGACCAUCCUGCCUGAGCACAGACGAAGUCAAGGUCACUGCGUUUGGAACGGAGCCAGUAGUACGGCAACUGGAGCGUCUAGAGGUAGUCUUGACGGGAACCUCGCGGGCAAUCACGAUCCGAGCAUGGAAGAACGACGACAUGAGGAUGAAGUUCCCCCCAGUUGCAAAGUCCACAAUCCAGCAAUGGCAAGCCAGUGGAAUUGAGCUCAGUGACCAGCCUAGUGAAGGUAUACCCAAUGAGGUACACUUGUUAAUCGGUGCGGAUCAUUGCAAUGAAAUUCUCAAGGAGAAGAAGGUGGUCAAUGGAGAAACCGCAUGGAGCACAGAGAUCGGCUGGGUCUUGUGCGGACCUACGAAGAGUUCCGUCCCAGCAGCUACGGUGAGUGUUGGCUGCAUUGAGCUUGACCGGCUUUGGCGGAUGGAAGAAGUUCCAGAGCGGUCAGCUACAGCGCUACCAGACUUUCUGCUGGAGAGAGAGGGUCCCAGCUACCAAGUUGGCCUUCUGUGGAAGGCAGAGAAGCGCCCACCGGACAACCUUAACCAAGCUAUGGCAGCCGCGCAAGCAUUAGUACAACAGCUACAGCGUAAGGGCAAGCGUCAAGAGUACGACCGCGUGCUCCUUGAAGAGUAUGCGCAGCUGGACGCCAUCGAGAAGGAGGAGCAUCCAGAGGAGCCAGGCUAUUACAUGCCACACCAUGCAGUAUUUCGCAGCGACGCUACCACAACCAAGACGAGAGUCGUCUUCAACGCAUCAGCGUCGAGAUCAGGAGAGCAGUCGCUAAAUGACCUGGUGGAUCCAGGACCAUCCCUUCUGCCAGAUUUGGUGGGGCUCUUGCUCCGUUUCCGUGAGUACCCAGUUGCUUUUCAGGCUGAUAUACGGAAAGCAUUCUUUAUGAUAGGAAUGCGGCCGGAGGACAGGCCAUACCUCCGGUUUGUCUGGCCGGAGAUAGGGCAGGAGCAGAUGUGCAUUUGGCGCUUGAAGAAGCUGCCUUUUGGGGUGAAUUGCUCACCUUUUAUUCUGAGUGCUGUUCUGCGCUAUCAUUUAGAUCAUGCUUUAGGCUCUGCUUCUGCUGAGGAAUGUGCCAUUAUUAAGCUUCUCUUGCGCAGCUUUUAUGUUGAUGAUUGCGUAUCUAGUGUGCCUUGCUCUGCUGAUGCUGAAAAGCUGCAGGAAUACAGCAUGCAUAUGUUGCAGGGAGCAGGCAUGGAGUUGCGGAAAUGGCGGGGAAACACGCUUCCAUCAGACCCAGAGGCAGGUAGCAAGGCGCUAGGCAUCGUGUGGGCGACCGAAGAAGAUGUCAUCUCAGUUGCUGAUCUGGGUAAUGUCGAUGCCCCAAGUAAGUUUGGCUGGUCCCGUCGUGCGUUGCUGCGCUGCGUCGCUGCAGUGUAUGAUCCUCUUGGUUGGGCAUCACCCGCUAUUUUGCCUGGCAAGUUCCUGUUGCAAGAGUGUUGGAAGUUGGGUGGAGGAUGGGAUGACCCCCUACCAAGCAGUUUGUCCGUGCGUUGUGCCGAAUGGUGGGGAGGGCUGGCAGAUAUCUCUGCAGUUCGCAUUCCCAGGUGGCUCGGUUGCCCAGUUGGGAAGCCUGUCUUCUUGCAUAUGUUUGCAGAUGCAUCUGAGAAGGGCUAUGGCUGUUGUUUGUACGUGGUGACUGGUGUUGUUUCCUCUUUGUUGUUCGCGAAAGCAAAGGUGGCACCUGUGGCUCGGCCUACUCUCGCUCAUCUGGAGUUGCAAGCGGUGUGCCUUGCCGCGAAGGUGCUGUCAUUCGUUGUCAGUGAGCUGAGGAUUCCGAUCGAGCGGAUUGUUGGCUGGACCGACAGUCUGACUACUUGGCAUUGGAUCUCGAAGCCGUCGUAUCAGUGGAAGACGUAUGUCGCUAAUCGGGUAGCAGCUGUGCAAGAGGUGUCGCGGAAGUUGCACGUAGAAUGGCGUCACUGUCCCGGUGUGAGCAACCCAGCAGAUCUUGUGUCCCGCGGUGUUCCGGUGAGUGGCCUUCAGACAGUGAUAUGGUUGCAUGGCCCGCCUUGGUUAAGCGAGGAGUCUGAGUGGCCACAGUCGAUUUCGUCUCACAGCACGCAAGAGUCCGCCAUUGAAGCACGCGUAGCGGCAGUGAAUACAGUCAGGCAGUCAGUUGUUUGGCCAUGGGAGAAUCUUUCGAAGUGGCAACGGGCUCGUGGAGUUGUCGUGCGGAUGCUCCAGUGGAAGGAGCCGGCAACCCGCGCUGAGCUGUUCCCUAAAGCAGAAGCUUUCUUGUACCGGUCCAUCCAACAAGAGUGUUUCGCGGAGGAAAUCGCUAUGCUGAAAGAAGGCAAUUCCUUGCCUCCUAGUUCUCGCUUGUACAAGUUGUCACCCUUCCUCGAUGACGCUGGGUUGCUGCGGGUCGGCGGCAGGCUGCAGGAAAGUGAGCUAGGAUAUGACGCUAAGCACCCUAUCAUCCUAGCGAAACAUCAUCUGACCGAGCUCUUGCUGGAGAUGGUGCAUAAGCAACGAUUGCACCAAGGUGUCGAGAGCGUCCUUGCCUUUCUUCAACGCAAGUUUUGGAUUCUGUCUGGGCGUCGCCUGCUGAGAAGUGUUACCGAGAGAUGCUUUGCUUGCCGUUGGUUCAAGGCCAAAGCAGCAGCCGAGGUGGUGGCGCCCUUACCAGCAGACCGUGUUGAACAUCAACAGCCGUUCGGCCUUACAGGCAUAGACUACGCCGGUCCUCUUUACGUCCAAACGGGAGAGCGGUCCGCAAAGCGAUGGGUCGUGCUCUUUGUAUGUGGUACCACUAGAGCAGUUCAUCUGGACAUGGUGGAUAGUCUGUCAACAGAAGCGUUCCUUCUUGUCUAUCGCAGAUUCGUCGCGCGGCGUGGGAAGCCUUGCAGAAUUCGUUCGGACAACGCUACGACGUUCAAGGCUGCCGCGGAGAAGAUAGAGGUAGUGUGGAGCUUCAACCCACCCGCAGCACCCUGGUUUGGCGGGUUUUAUGAGCGCCUGGUCGCUUGCGUGAAGACACCUCUGAAGAAGGUGUUGGGCAAAGCGCUUCUGAAACCUGAGGAGCUGGCCACAGUCCUGGCGGAGAUCGAGGCAGUGGUGAAUUCGCGCCCGCUUACGUCCGUAUCAACGGACAUCGGUGAUGACAUGGCCUUGACCCCAGCCAUGAUGAUGGGAUAUGUCUUUGCACCAGGGGCCCCCGAGGUAGAAGACGGCCUUACAGCUGCACAAUUAUCGGCCCGGUUCAGUUACAUCAUCAAUGUCAAGGAGCACCUGAGGAAGCGGUGGCGGGAACAGUACUUGGUCGGCCUCAGCAGCUACCAGUCCGCCCAGGCCCGUCCGAUCAAGGCUGGUGAGGUUGUCCUGGUUGUUGACGACAAGAAGAAGCGGCACCUUUGGCGCCUCGGUAGAGUGAUAGAGCUGUUCGCUGGUCGAGAUGGCAAGAGCCGAGUAGCACGGGUGAAGAUUGGUAACAGCACCAUGCUCCGGGCAAUUCCCCGUCUGGUUCCGUUGGAAGUGGCUAGUGAGCCCGAGCAAGUGGCUAGUGAACCGGAGGUGCCAAUCGAGCAGCUGGCAAAUACUCCAGCGGAUGAACAGAGUGAUCCCGUCUCAACCCCAGCAAGUCCAGAUGUGGGGCAACCGGCUGAGCCACGAGAGUCACCUUGUUUGAGGAGGUCUAGGCGGGCCGUCAGGAUCCCAGCUCGUCUUGACUUGUAG
Messenger RNA from Sycon ciliatum, 4932 nucleotides. RefSeq lists its product as uncharacterized. The record is from RefSeq and is a predicted model, not a curated record. The transcript has a single exon. NCBI's taxonomy places the organism in Eukaryota, Metazoa, Porifera, Calcarea, Leucosolenida, Sycettidae. Gene Ontology annotation, molecular function: zinc ion binding; nucleic acid binding. The coding region runs from base 1 to 4932 and encodes 1643 amino acids. Gene Ontology annotation, biological process: DNA integration.